UUACUUGGGGGCUUUGGCGCCAAGAAGGAAGUAUUUGGUGUAAUUAAAGAUAUUUCACUAUAAAUGCAGAUUUAUGUAGCAUGACAGAAUGACAAAUGACAUUGGCAUCACAGAAUUGAGUACAUCUGAUACAUCGUCAAUAUUUAUUAUCUUUUAAAGACUGAAAAUGAAUCUUAUACAGAACAGAUAUAACUCUCCUUAUAUAAAUCUGUGGCAAAUUACUGGUAAAUAUUUUUUUUGAACUGAAAUUCAAAACAAUAAUUGUCUUCUUGACUGUCUGGAAUAUGUACAAGAUAAGUUUGCAUCUGAAUUAAACUUGGAUGGAUUUAUAAAGGAGUUUGCAACCCAAAUCAUGUAUCAACAAGGAUCACAGUAGUAUAAAUAUUUAUUAGGACGAAAAUAUAUCAACAUCUGGAAAUUGUGAGGAAAGAACAAUGAUGGAAGAUGAAUUAUGUGAGAAUAAGUUUAAGUCUAAAUUACAGAUUGAAAGUAUUGAUUUGCCUAGUGACAUGAAUAAUGAGGAAGGGAACACAUCACUCCACUGUGAAAUUUGUGGUAAAUCAUUCUCUAAAAAUUGUAACUUAACUAGGCACAAACAUAUUCACUCAGGAAAAAGAACAUAUCACUGUGAGAUCUGUAGUAAAUCAUUCUCUGGAAGAGGUUCCUUAAACCAACACAAACGUAUUCACACAGGAGUUAAACCAUAUUUUUGUGACAUAUGUGGUAAAUCUUUUUCUCGAAAGAUUCGUUUAACUCAGCACAAACGAAUUCAUACAGGAGAAAAGCCAUAUUCCUGUGAUAUCUGUGGCAAAUCAUUUCCCCUAAAAGAACAUGUGACUAACCAUGUACGUACUCACACAGGAGAGAAGCCAUAUCAUUGCGAAGUCUGUGAGAAAUCAUUCUCUCAACGUGGUGAUUUAACCAGACACAAACUUAUUCACACAGGAGAGAAGCCACAUCACUGUGAAAUCUGUGGUAAAUCAUUCUCUCGAAAUUCUCACUUAACUCAGCACAAACGUGUCCAUACUGGAGAGAAGCCAUAUCAAUGCGAUAUCUGUGGCAAAUCGUUCUCUCAUGGAAAUAAUGUAGGUGUACACAAGCGUAUUCAUACAGGAGAAAAACCAUAUCAUUGCAAUAUCUGUGGUAAAUCGUUCUCUCAGAAUGGGGAAUUGACUUCGCACAAACGUAUUCAUGAAGGGGAGAGGCCACAUCACUGUGAUGUCUGUGGUAAUUCAUUCUCUCAGAAAAGUCAAUUAACUGCACACAAAUGUUUUCAUAGAGGGGAGAAACCAUAUCAGUGUGAUAUCUGUGGUAAAUUAUUCACUCGAAAUGGACACUUAACAAGACACAAACGAAGUCAUACAGGAGAGAAACCUUAUCACUGUGAUAUCUGUGACAAAUCGUUCUCCGUAAGAAGUAACUUGACUAAACACAAACGUAUUCAUACAGGAGAGAAGCCAUAUUGCUGUGAUAUUUGUGGUAAAUCAUUCUCUCGGAAUGAUUAUUUAAUUGGACACAGACGUACUCACACAGGUGAGAAGCCAUAUCACUGUGAUAUCUGUGGUAAAUCAUUCUCUCGAAGAAAUCACUUAACUGAACACAAACAUAUUCACACAGGUGAGAAACAAUAUCACUGUGAUAUCUGUGGUAAAUCAUUCUCUCGAAAUUCUAUCUUAACUGAACACAAACGUAUUCAUACAGGAGAGAAACCAUAUUUCUGUAACAUCUGUGGUAAAUCCUUCUCUAACAGCAGUAAUUUAACAAAGCACAAAUAUAUUCACACAGGAGAGAAACCAUAUCGCUGUGAUAUCUGUGGUAAAUCAUUCUCUGAAAAAGAUGCCUUAACUAUACAUAAACGUAUUCAUACAGGAGAGAAACCAUAUCAAUGUGAUAUCUGUGGUAAAUCAUUCUCUGUAAAAAGCUCCUUAACUAAGCACAAACGUAUUCACACAGGAGAGAAACCUUAUUGCUGUGAUAUUUGUGGUAAAUCAUUCUCUCAAAGGAUUCACUUAACCAGACAUAUAGGUAUUCAUACAGGACCAUAGCUAUAUCAGUGUCAUUAUUGAGGUUGUCAAGGAUAGUUUCAAUAAAUCUUGAAUUGAUCUUGUCUAAUUUUUAA
This is a messenger RNA of Octopus sinensis (East Asian common octopus), 2119 nucleotides long. Its product is annotated as zinc finger protein OZF-like. The transcript is spliced from 4 exons. Gene Ontology annotation, cellular component: nucleus. The record is from RefSeq and is a predicted model, not a curated record. NCBI's taxonomy places the organism in Eukaryota, Metazoa, Mollusca, Cephalopoda, Octopoda, Octopodidae. Gene Ontology annotation, molecular function: DNA-binding transcription activator activity, RNA polymerase II-specific; RNA polymerase II cis-regulatory region sequence-specific DNA binding. Bases 435 to 2045 code for a protein of 536 amino acids. Gene Ontology annotation, biological process: regulation of transcription by RNA polymerase II.